This is a messenger RNA of Episyrphus balteatus (marmalade hoverfly), 877 nucleotides long. RefSeq names its product probable 28S ribosomal protein S26, mitochondrial (gene mRpS26). The coding region runs from base 104 to 784 and encodes 226 amino acids. The transcript has 3 exons. Gene Ontology annotation, cellular component: mitochondrial small ribosomal subunit. The record is from RefSeq and is a predicted model, not a curated record. NCBI's taxonomy places the organism in Eukaryota, Metazoa, Arthropoda, Insecta, Diptera, Syrphidae.
UAACCUAAAAAAGAAAAAAAAAUUGAAGUGAAAAAGAUUCCUCUUCCAGAGCCGACCGAAUUUCCAUAAAAAAACCAAAACAAAUCAAUUUUAUAUAAAAAUCAUGUUUCGCUCCGCUUUGACGGUGCUUUCACAAACAAGUGAAACUAAAAUAACAAAUUGUUCAAUUGGUUUGGAAUUCGUUCGAUGGCGUCGCAAGCCUCGUUGGUUGCCAGUUGCCAAAAGCAAAGUAUUUCGUAUCCCAGAAAAGAAACCACAAACCGAAGAUGAAAAACUUGAAUUACUUCGAUUGCAUAAUCAUUACAAAACUCAAAUGAGAUCAAUGCGAAUGUAUUUACGUGAAGAAUCCCAACGCAUUAGAGAGACUUCAACAGCCGAUCAUUUGGUUGAGACACCAGAGCAGGAGGAACAAGAAUUCCAACGUUGUGUGGAUUUGAAUAAAGAGUGGAAUGCUAAAAUCGCUGGAGAACGUAAUGCUCGUUUGGCGAAGGAAUACGCCGAGAGAAGAGAAUUUAUCAAAGAGAGGUUAGAAUUGGCUAAGGAACGCGAAGAAGAUCGACUUCAACGCAUCGAGGAGAUUGUCAGGAAAGAAAAGGAAGCUGCAAAGAACUUCAUCACUCGUGAGAAUAUUGAUGCGGCAAUAGAAACAGCUUUGGCCAAUCCAUUGGACUACAACUUCUCCAUCGAUCUUCGUGGCAAUUUGUACCAUGGUCGUACCACUGUCCCAGGUGGCUCACCCGAUCAGAAGCAACCCGAGCCGGAGCUCCUCGCUGCAGCUAAUUGAGACACGACAACUCUCCAAAAAGUCAUUUGUUCAUUUCGUUUAUAGAAAAAAAAAAAUAAAAAUUUAUAGCUUAGAUCAACAGUUAACAAAUAA